Durotheca rogersii is the source of this 1674-nucleotide messenger RNA. RefSeq lists its product as uncharacterized. NCBI's taxonomy places the organism in Eukaryota, Fungi, Ascomycota, Sordariomycetes, Xylariales, Xylariaceae. The record is from RefSeq and is a predicted model, not a curated record. The transcript is spliced from 4 exons. Bases 254 to 1534 code for a protein of 426 amino acids.
GCCUUAAGAGAGAUUCUUGUAUUUUUACUACAUACGGCAAGAAUAUAAAAGAGGAGCGCGAAGUGCUUGGACAUUUAAUUAAUACACUUAUUUUAAUUGGUAAGGUCUCAUGUCUUAUCCGCAGAGUAGUGUUUAUUUUAAUACUAUUAGAACGUCUGCCGCAUUCCAUUUAUUUUCCUCUACUACCGGAGCGUAACCUCCCAGACUAACGCAGUGUUUCACGAACGCUUACUUUACCUCUUACUACUUUCCCAUGUCCUCAGAUGAUGGGUACAUCCGUGAUGACUGGCCGAAAAUCCCGGAUGGCAGCAACUAUGACGGCAAGCGGCUACUUACCUUAGUUCGCAGCGGCAACAGCCCCUUCAAGAAAGUCUGGGAUGUAAAUCUUCUCAUUCAGGAGGUUGAAGACAAUAUCAAUUCCCAGGUGAUUGAUAUUCCAUUUGUUUCCAAGGGCUCGAAUAACUAUGGCUUUCACUUCAAGAUGUCCGACCAACGGGACAUCUUAGUGCGUUUAGCUCGUGGGGACGUAAACAUGCCAGCUUACGACGGCUCCCCGAUGGAUUUUCUAAUUCAAGAGAUUAAGUUCGAGGCCGCUGUUUAUACGCUCCUAGGGUCACAGCCUGAUAUCCCAACCUCCCGCCCCCUUUAUUACCGUGCUCCUGUCCAGCACAACGGUGCGAGAGUUGAUAUGCCAAGGGAUAUUAGAGGUCGUUGUUUGAUGGUCUUUGAGAGAGCAGAGGGAGAAAACAACAUCUGGGGUGAACUUGGCCCGGAUGGAAAGGCCUGCCUUCUUGCCCAAGCUGCCCGCAUCCGCGCAUCGUUGUUCAAUUUCAGUCUCCCAGCUGACUUCGCCACUGCUUGGCUUCGUCUACGCAUCUUCGAAUUUAUGCCAGAGGAGCUUCCUCUUCCCAUUGCUCCUACGCGUGAGUUCUGGAUCGCUAUAUUCACAUCUAAGAUUAAAGCAACAAUUGGCGAGGAAGGUGACAUGAUCGGGUGGGAGGACGACCACAACAUCGUUGGUCCGGUUGCCUUAAAGGCUAAGCAGUCUCUCCUGCGCUUCGUCCCACACAUGAUGCCUACAGGUAACGAUGAGGGCUCUCUGUAUCGCCUCGUUCUAGACCACGGUGACUUUGGCAUUCACAACAUGUCAAUCAUGGUGGAUAUAACUAGUCAACCGUGUGUAACAUCCUUAUAUGAUUGGGAGACUGGCUGCAUCAUACCUGCCAUCUUGUCUGAUCCGGAGAUGGCUGUGCGGGUUGAUCUGGUCACAGACGAGAAUGGCGCCCCCUCGAUUACUCGAGUACCUAAAGAUGCAACUCCAGAGCUCCGCGAUGAGUACAUGGUGUGCGCGAGUCAAUAUAUCAAGGUCCUCUAUGAACAUGCGCCAUACUUUGAACGUGCCAUUCAGGCUGGGAAAGACGCCCGCCACCUUUGGUUUGCGUUGAAACGCUGGAGGGGUAACGACCCAGAAGAGUUCUUCGGUAAGCUUGGCGCCUGGGCUGAGAGUAGAAUGAAAGAGAUUGGAGUUGAGUGAGUGUAUGCGGCAAUAGACAAGAUAAGGAGAGGAUAAGAAUAGCCCGCAAGGCCAUCAAAAAACGUGGCAGUAUCCAGACGGCACGGCAGGUAAAAGAGGGAGGAUCAACCGAUUGAAUUCUCUAAUCAGAAGGACCAGAG